Messenger RNA from Archocentrus centrarchus (flier cichlid), 1104 nucleotides. Its product is annotated as hibernation-specific plasma protein HP-55-like. The transcript is spliced from 6 exons. The record is from RefSeq and is a predicted model, not a curated record. Lineage: Eukaryota; Metazoa; Chordata; Actinopteri; Cichliformes; Cichlidae. Gene Ontology annotation, molecular function: serine-type endopeptidase inhibitor activity. Bases 1 to 1104 code for a protein of 367 amino acids.
AUGAGGCAGAUUCAGAUUAUCAUCACGCUGUCCCUCAGGAACGUGGACAGCUGCCUAGACUUCCUGGGGACACUUCCUAAAAACAUCUUCUUCUCACCGGUUAGUGUUUCUACUGCCUUGGCUGCCUUGUCCGUAGGAGCCCGGGGGGAGACCCACCGGCAGCUUUUCAGUGGUCUGGGUUUCAACAGUUCCCAGCUCACGCAAACAGAUGUAGAUCAGUCCUUCCGUACGCUCCUUCAAACUGCAAAGAGCGACGAUACCAGCAAAGGGACAGCCGUGUUUGUGGAUAACCGCUUCAAGCCGCAGCCUGAGUUCCUGGAGGUCUUGAAGCAGUCCUAUUUUGCAGAAGGGUUCAAUGUUGAUUUCACCCAAACCACAGAGAGUGCCGAUACCAUCAAUAAGUAUGUGGAGACCAAGACCAACGGGAAGAUUGACAAGCUGGUUGAAAGCCUGGAUGAGAAUACAGUCAUGUACCUCAUCAGUUACAUAUACUUUAAAGGAAGGUGGGAGACUCCGUUUGAUCCACAGGACACAAGGGAAGACCAUUUCCAUGCACCUAAUGCCAAGGUUCCAGUCCAGAUGAUGUAUAUGGAAGAGGAUGUUGAUGUUUAUUAUGACCAGGCCAUCAACACAUCAGUCCUCCACCUCCCCUUCAAUGGCACCCACUCCAUGCUGCUGAUGUUGCCUGAUGAUAUGGCAAGGCUGGAGAAUGCCAUAAGCCCAGGUCAUGUCACCAAAUGGCUGAAAUUAAUGGAGUCCAGGAAAUACGAAAUAUAUGUCCCAAAGUUCUCCAUCAAGACUUCCUACAAACUGAACAAUGUGCUGACUGAAAUGGGAAUGGCAGACAUGUUUAGUGGUUGUGCAAAUUUGACUGGCAUUUCAGAGGGUCAUCAACUGGCAGUCUCAGAGGUUGUACACCAAGCCACCCUGGAUGUUGAUGAAGCUGGAGCCACAGCAGCAGCUGCCACAGGCUUUGGUAUCAUGCUCACUUCCUACGUCAUGUACCCGGUCUUGAAGUUUGACCGUCCAUUUAUGGUCAUGAUCACUGAGCGCAACAUAGAAAACAUUCUUUUCAUGGGCAAGAUUAUCAACCCAAACAUCUGA